Cheilinus undulatus (humphead wrasse) is the source of this 895-nucleotide messenger RNA. RefSeq names its product gene rich cluster, C10 gene (gene grcc10). Gene Ontology annotation, biological process: post-embryonic development. The transcript has 4 exons. The coding region runs from base 133 to 501 and encodes 122 amino acids. The record is from RefSeq and is a predicted model, not a curated record. NCBI's taxonomy places the organism in Eukaryota, Metazoa, Chordata, Actinopteri, Labriformes, Labridae.
CGAGCAGCACCAGCCACAGCAGCACUUUGAGCAACGUAAGGUUUGACAAGACUAACUGUCUCGAGGCCAGCCACCUUCCCACUGCGCUGUCCAGCAGCCAGUCAGCACCGUCCUGGAGGGAGACACAGCAACAUGGCCUCAGCUCCAGCACAGCAGCCCACCCUCACUGUUGAACAGACCAGAGUGGUACUGAGUGAGGUGAUCCAGGCCUUCUCAGUACCAGAAAAUGCAGCACGGAUGGAGGAGGCUCGAGAAAGUGCCUGCAAUGACAUGGGAAAGAUGCUGCAGCUUGUGCUACCAGUGGCCACCCAAAUUCAGCAAGAGGUUAUCAAAGCGUACGGCUUUAACAAUGAAGGAGAGGGUGUCCUAAAAUUUGCCAGAUUGGUGAAGAUGUAUGAAACCCAGGACCCUGAAAUCGCAGCCAUGUCAGCUAAAUUGAAGUCUCUCCUCUUGCCUCCACUAUCGACACCGCCUAUAGGAGGUGCCAUUCCAGCUUCAUAGGAUUUAUUUACAUUGACUCACUGGUCAACUGCAAUGUCACUUUCAAGUGAUGCCUAUGGGAGCAACAUUUACAUUCUUUUAUUCCUAUUUUUGUCUUUUAUUUGCUUGUACUUUUCUCGAGGAAAAAAUGGAAUUUACUCAAACACUAAAACGUUCCAACAAAGGUAAAAUUUGCAUCUCAUCGUUUAUUAAAAGCAUGCUUGAUAAGAUUUGUUAAAUUAUUGCUUUAUAAAUGUUUCAAUAUUUAUUUUUCAUGUUACACUUUGGCCAUUUUCUUUUGCCACUGAACCUUAACCCAAACCUUUGUUUUUUUGUAAUUUUUUUACACCAUUUUAUAUGCUGUCAAUUGUAUCCAAUGUCAUUCUUUUGUUACAUAUUAAAAGGUUUUAUGUGA